AUGGCCUGGCGAGUCAGCUUCGUAGUCUGCGUAACCUCUUUUCUUCUCGGGACCCUCUUCACGCACUGGAUCGCGGACUCGCUGACGCUGUGGAAGUCGCCCGAGAUCAGCGAUGAGCAUCUCUGGACCGCCGCGGCGUACUACUCCAUCCUUGCGCGCAUGCCCGAGUACCUGCUCUAUUUUCUGACUGCUACAGCGUGCCUCGGCGGGAUCACGAUUUUAUGGAGCUUGGGAGAUGGGCAGGCAGGGAAUUUGAUGUUUGACGGGGGCAGCAUCUUCUUGUAUGGCAGUGCGGCUGCGGUAUAUCUGUAUUCUGUCCUCCCCACCCUUUCCACGUUCAAAUCCCUACCCCUCCACACCGCAAGCACCGUCUACCCCCCGAACCUCCGCACGCUCACCCUCGACCUCGCCUCCAACAAUCUCAUCUGCAGCGUCGCCCUUACCGGCAUAUUGCUCCUCCAAGCCGGGCGCUGGUGGGCCGAGAACAGGGACGGGAACGACGACGACGCGCCCGUCAUGGACAAGCCGGAGAACGCGGAUGGGGUCAGAGAGCGGACGAAGAGCGCCAAGUUACGAAAACAAAAGACGAAGAGCUAG
Molecule: messenger RNA, 597 nt
Organism: Gloeophyllum trabeum ATCC 11539
Lineage: Eukaryota; Fungi; Basidiomycota; Agaricomycetes; Gloeophyllales; Gloeophyllaceae
Exons: 4
Coding region: 1-597 (198 amino acids)
Biological process (GO): endoplasmic reticulum to Golgi vesicle-mediated transport
Cellular component (GO): endoplasmic reticulum membrane
Source: RefSeq, a predicted model, not a curated record